Molecule: messenger RNA, 969 nt
Organism: Trichoderma aggressivum f. europaeum
Lineage: Eukaryota; Fungi; Ascomycota; Sordariomycetes; Hypocreales; Hypocreaceae
Exons: 2
Coding region: 1-969 (322 amino acids)
Source: RefSeq, a predicted model, not a curated record
AUGGCGAACGAAGAGUGCUCAUCUCAAGCUAGUAUCGCCGGAGAGAAGAAGCGUCUGCGACGACAAAAAGAGAGGAACAGAGAAAAUGACGAAGAAAACAAAGAGGACAACAAUGUUAUAAGCGAAUCACACGGCAAUAAUGAUGGAGAAAUUGACGCUGAAAUCAUCUCGACCUCUAGCCAGUCCCCCAUUGCCGGAAGCCUGAACGAGAUUGACCUUGGUUUGGCAGGAUGGACUACGACCAUGUUCAGCAACAACGUGGGCAGCGAUUCGUCGAUUCCAUUUCUACUUUCAAGUACAGUAAACAGUUCAGAUUUCUCAUCUGCGUCAAUCACAGGCUCUGGGGAGGGAGGGUUCAUCUUCAGCAACAGCGAAAGACUGGAUGGAAAUUUGACGGAUGUGAUGCCACCAGCUUGGGACAGCACGUCUCCAUCAUCGUCUUCGGAUGGAAGCUUUGCCGACAGCUAUCUCUUACCUGUUCACGAACUCACUCUAUUGCGGGCUGUAUUGCGAAUAUCAGAGCGCAUCGGCUGUGGCCAACAGGUUUGGAAUCUGGAGGCCGUGUCUCCGUUCUCCCAGGGAAUCGCCACACCAAGCGAGCAACUCCCCGCGGCAUGGAAGCCCACUGCCUCUCAGCUCCUGGUCUCCCAUCACCCGAUGCUGGAUUUCCUGCCGUGGCCGGAAGUUCGUGAUAGAGUGAUUCACAUAUUUUCGAUGCCCGAUGAGAUGCGGCCGCCCAAUGCGACCGGCCCGCUUGCCUUGGUCAACUUUGCGUAUGACUUUGAGGAUAAUUCGGAGGGGAUCCGUAUCUAUGGCGGUGAUCCGUAUGAUCCGAAUAGCUGGGAGGUGGGUCAGGUGUUGUUUGAACGAUGGUGGUUUAUAUUUGACCGAGAUGUCAUUGAGAAUAGCAACCGCUGGCGCCAACUGAGAGGAGCGCCGCCGCUGGCAUUGAAGGGGACGCCAUCUUGA